Messenger RNA from Megalops cyprinoides (Indo-Pacific tarpon), 2530 nucleotides. Its product is annotated as cadherin-12-like. The transcript is spliced from 11 exons. The coding region runs from base 98 to 2530 and encodes 810 amino acids. Gene Ontology annotation, molecular function: calcium ion binding; cadherin binding. Gene Ontology annotation, cellular component: plasma membrane; adherens junction; catenin complex. Gene Ontology annotation, biological process: calcium-dependent cell-cell adhesion; cell-cell junction assembly; cell morphogenesis. Lineage: Eukaryota; Metazoa; Chordata; Actinopteri; Elopiformes; Megalopidae. The record is from RefSeq and is a predicted model, not a curated record.
CUCUGUAUGAGUGGUUGAAGAGUGGUCACAGUCAUCUCGUGGUCCUUUACCCAGACCCCCUUUCUGGAGUUUGGUUUGGACCCUAUACAGUUUGCCAAUGCUGACAAGGAACUGCUUGCUGCUGCUCCUUUGGUUUCUCAUGGACAAAGGCCUCCUUUCGCCCCUCCACUCCCCGCCCCAAGGCAGGCUGGGAAAGGAGCCCCCCCGGAACCUUGCGGGCCUGAGGCGGAAUGGAGCCACGGGGUUCCAGCGGGUCAAGCGGGGCUGGGUCUGGAACCAGUUCUUUGUUCUGGAGGAAUACAUGGGGUCUGACCCGCAGUAUGUGGGCAAGCUCCACACCGACCUGGACAAGGGUGACAACGCGGUGAAGUACACUCUCUCGGGAGAUGGUGCCGGCUCUAUAUUUACCAUCGACCAGACGACCGGAGAUAUACACGCCUUAAGGAGUCUCGACCGGGAGGAGAAACCUUACUACACGCUACGUGCCCAGGCUGUCGAUGUGGAGACUGGCCUACCCCUCGAGCCAGAAUCGGAGUUCGUAAUCAAGGUUCAAGAUAUCAACGAUAAUGAGCCAAAGUUCCUGGAGGGUCCUUACACAGCUAGCGUGCCAGAGAUGUCACCAGUGGGCACCUACGUGAUGCAGGUGACGGCCACGGACGCAGACGACCCGACGUAUGGAAACAGUGCGCGUGUUGUGUACAGCAUCCUACACGGACAGCCCUACUUCUCUGUCGAUCCCAAGACAGGAGUUAUCCGGACGGCCCUGUCGAACAUGGACAGGGAAGUGAAGGAGCUCUACCAGGUCCUCAUUCAAGCCAAAGACAUGGGAGGGCAGCUCGGGGGGCUGGCCGGUACCACAACCAUCAACAUCACCCUCAGCGAUGUCAAUGACAACCCGCCGAGAUUCUCCAAAAGCAUUUUCCACCUGAGGGUUCCGGAAUCCUCUCCCGUGGGGUCGGCGGUAGGGCGGAUCAAAGCUCAUGACCUGGACAUCGGGAAGAAUGCCGAGGUGGAGUACAACAUCGUCCCUGGGGACGGGGGGGCCAUGUUCGACAUCACCACCAACGAGCACAACCAGGAGGGGAUAAUCGUUCUGAAAAAGCCAUUGGACUACGAGACGAAAAAGGCCUACACCUUCAAGGUGGAGGCCUCCAAUGCGCACCUGGACCCCCGCUUCCACAACUUCGGCCCCUUCAAGGACACGGCCACCGUAAAGAUCAAUGUGCUGGAUGUGGACGAGCCGCCCGUCUUCAGCAAGCCAUCCUACAGCAUGGACGUGUACGAGGACACGCCUGUCGGCAUCAUCAUCGGCGCGGUGACUGCCCAAGACCUGGACGCCGGGAGCAGUCCGGUGAGGUAUUCUAUUGACUGGAAGAGUGAUUGGGACAGCUACUUUGAGAUCGACCCAGUGGCAGGGACCAUUUCCACCAACGAGCUGCUGGACAGGGAGAGUAUCGCACAGCACAACAUCUCCAUUGUGGCGACUAAAGUUAACAACCCGGUCCUGACCAGCAAAGUGGCCGUCACAGUCCACGUUCUGGACGUGAAUGAAUUCCCGCCAGAGUUUGCAGUUCCCUAUGAGACCUUUGUCUGCGAGAACGUGAAAGUGGGCCAGGUGAUUCAGACCAUCAGCGCUAAGGAUCGGGACCUGCCACCUGCCGACCAGCGGUUCUUCUUCAAAACGCCGCAGGGAGACGGGAGCAACAGGAACUUCACAGUCCGGGACUUUGGGAACAACACGGCCGGCGUGGUGGCCAGCCGCAGCGGCUUCAGCCGACGGGCGCAGGAGAUCUACCUGCUGCCCGUGGUGAUCGAGGACAGCGGCUACCCCGUGCAGAGCAGCACCAGCAACCUGACCAUCCGCGUGUGCGCCUGCGACACGGACGGCGCCCUGCUCUCCUGCAACGCCGAGGCCGUCUUCCUGCCCGUGGGGCUGAGCACCGGCGCCCUGAUUGCCAUCCUCCUCUGCAUCGUCAUCCUGCUGGUGAUUGUCGUGCUGUACGUGGGCCUCCGGCGCCAGAAGAAAAAGGAGACACUAAUGACGUCGAAGGAGGACAUCCGCGACAACGUCAUCCACUAUGACGACGAGGGCGGCGGCGAGGAGGACACCCAUGCCUUCGACAUGGGCACGCUGCGCAACCCCAAGGCUGUCAAGGAAGGGGGGUUCCGCCGGGACGUCCGGCCCGAGGCACCGGCUCGUGCCCGCGGCCCUGCCACCACUGCCGCCACCGCCACCACCACCACCACCGCCGCCGUCUCGCAGGACAGCGCAGACAUCCGGGACUACAUCCGCCAGCGGCUGGAGGAGAACGACGCCGACGGCCAGGCACCACCCUACGACUCGCUGGCCACCUAUGCCUACGAGGGCGAGGGCUCAGUGGCUGAGUCCCUCAGCUCCAUCGAGUCACCGCCAGUCGACGCCGACGAGGACUACGAUUACCUCAGCGAGUGGGGGCCCCGCUUCAAAACGCUGGCGGGGAUAUUCGGGGAGCAGGACCCCCCUUCCGAGACAAUAGAAAACAAACAUUAA